AUGGACGCGCUUGACGGGCCAGCGCCGAAGAGACGCAAGAUUGCACCGAAUCUCGACCAGCCUUCUAUUUGCCCCGCUGCCCCGUUCUCUGAGUACAUUGUAGUCGCUCAAACGCACCUGAAAGCCUCAAAGGCCGACCCCGACCUUUUCACCGAGACUUCCGACGAAGCUUCUCUGGAAGUUACUGUACAGGAGGUGACGAAGUCGAAGAGAUGCUAUGGCAUUCGAUUCUCCAUCGGGCGAGGCAGAAGCAGCAAGCACAUCUUGACGGACAGUCUGUCAGCCAGUGAUCUGCAGAUCCUGGAAGAUGCUCAAAAGUUGGACUCAGUGGUGAGAUACAAACGUCCUGCGGCGCUUCCCCUCGCCUGUGCGUAUGCUGUGGUACAGCGUGCGGGCCACGGAGUCAGCCUCCAGCUGAGCAUUCUAUGGGAAGAUACCGCCCUGUGUCGAGACAAGGUAGAUCCCAUUCUACUUGAUAUGCUGGGACGCUAUCUGCCCCCUGCUGAACCCGCCGUGCCCACAUUUGAACCCUGGAAUCCCCGUCAGUUCUAUGACAAUGUUCACGUUCCCAAGAAGACAGAUGCCAACUCCGCGGACAUUCGAAUCCCACACCUCGAAUCGCAAUUGUACCCGUUCCAGAGACGUGCUGUGCGGUGGCUUCUCUCAAGAGAAGGUGUCGGUGUGCAACCAAAUGGCCACCUCGAGUCACUGCCGAAGCCCUCCGGGAGCUGGCUUCCGAGAGGAUUUGAAAAGCUUGAGACACCGUGCAGUGGAAUCUGCUAUGUCAAUCAUGCAUUGGGAGUUGCAACAACAAGUCUAUCUGCAGUCGACGAGCAUUUUGCAUCGGCCUCAGGCGGGAUACUGGCAGAUGAGAUGGGGUUGGGAAAGACGCUGGAAAUCAUCGCUCUUAUCUGCCUGCAUCCUAGAAUUGACUGGACACCUGAGCUUCACGGGUUGAAACCAUCUCCUGCUACCUUGAUCAUCACACCUCCGUCAAUCCUCGAGCAGUGGAAGGACGAACUCCAAACACAUGCUCCGUCGCUGAGUGUUUUCCAUUAUCCAGGAGUUAACAGCUACAGGAAGUCUGGGGAGAAGCUCACCGAACAACUACUCAGCCAAGACGUGGUGUUGACGACAUACAAUGUCAUAGCAAAGGAAGUACACUAUGUGGCUGAGAAGCCAGAUCGAAACCUGCGCUACAAACGUGAGGAAGCGCCGAAAAGCCCGUUGACUCAAAUCUCGUGGUGGCGUGUCUGCCUAGACGAGGCUCAGAUGGUUGAGAGCGGUGUAUCCUCGGCAGCCACAGUGGCUCGUCUUAUUCCACGUUCCAAUGCUUGGGCAGUCACAGGUACUCCGCUUAGGAAAGGACAUCGAGACUUGUACGGCCUCCUACUCUUCCUCCGCUAUGAGCCAUGGUGUCGGUCACCGCGGCUGUGGGACUACCUCAUCAGUUACCACCGCCCUUUGUUCCGAGCAAUGUUGGGAGAGAUCGCUAUGAGGCACUCGAAGGAGUUCGUCCGUGAGGACUUGCGACUACCGCCGCAAAGCCGACAUACCAUAACAAUCCCCUUUACCGCCAUCGAAGAACAGCAUUACGCCCAGCUCUUUCAGGAGUUUUGCGAGGAGUGCGGCCUCGAUCGGGCGGGCGCCCCUUUAGGCGACGACUGGGAUCCAGACUCCCCUGCGAUGGUAGAGAAAAUGCGGACUUGGCUUACUCGUCUGCGGCAGACAUGCCUUCAUCCUGAAGUUGGAGGUCGUAAUAGGCGUGCUUUGGGUCGAAACACAAAUGGUCCUCUUCGGACGGUCGAACAAGUGUUGGAUGUGAUGAUUGAUCAACACGAAGGCCAGCUCCGUACUGCACAGCGGAAUCGGUUGGUUGCGCAGAUUAGGAGAGGACAGUUGCUAGAAAACGCCAAAGACACCCACGAAGCGCUUCGCAUCUGGAAAGGGGUCUAUGACGAGUCUGUCGACAUUGUAAGCGAAUGCCGAAAACAAUAUGAAGAAGAGCGACAGUCAUCGGAUGUCAAGAAGGAGAAGCAAGACGACGAUGAGGCGAAUCCACGGCUAACCACGUUGAGGGCUCGAUUGCGAUCUGCUUUGGAGGUGCAGCACAUCGCCAUUUUCUUCAUGGCAAAUGCGUACUUUCAACUGAAAUCCACGCAUCUUCCGGAAAGCGAGGACUAUGAGCAGCUGGAGAAAAAGGAGACAGCAGCAUAUGAAGAAGCAAAGUCAAUCCGUGGAGAACUGCUCAAAGAGGCCACAGGUCAUGUGAACAAGAUGAUUACCACAGUCAGAACCACUUUGGCAAGCGGGGUGACUCAGAUUCCACCCAUGACAGAGCCUUCGGGUUAUGGCGGGAUAGAAAGCAGGAAGGUCUUCGAGAAACUUCACUACUAUUGCAAAGCGAUGAAUGUCCAGGCAGCGCAAUUCCACGAACUGCGGCAGAAGAUGGCGGACUUCUUGAGCCAAGCUCUUAUCGACGAGGACGAAGGCAUCGAACUCCAGGGUGAUGAGUACGAGAGUUCGACCAAGCAUCAAGAUGAGAUGUACGUAUACAUGGAAGCUCUUAGGGCUCUGUUUGCGGACCGCUCCGAAGCGCUCAAUGGUCAAGAAAACCUACUCAUCAAACAGGAAAUGAAGCAAUUCCUCCGAAUCGCGAAGGAAGGGGAGGGACCUGCGCCUGACUUGAUGCGCCAACUGCUUGCCGAGCGUGAGGAAAAGCGUGUGAAAGUCAGUAACCUGGGUUGUCUACGGGGUAUCAUCGCCGAAAUCAGACAGAUGGCGUCGUCUUUACAAUGGCAAGAAGGAAACCACCAGACCCGUGCGACUCAGGAGCUGGCGAUCCUAGAGCGUAUCCUGAGACACGUUCAGCAACUUAAUACGGCACAGACGAAAGCUCUCAACAGUCUCGAGCAGGAGGUGAAUCACUUCCGCGAUACCAUGAACAGUCGGCUCGAAUAUUACCGCGCGCUUCAGAAGAUUUCUGACACUGUUGCACCAUAUCAGGAGGAGAAUGUGGGAAAACCCCUCUUUCAACCACACUACGAAGAAUUCGAGGACGAGGAAGCCAGACUACAGCAGAAGAUUGUCUCUGGCUCUGCCAAGCUUCGAUAUCUGAUGCACAUGAAGACAGAGUCAAAGUCAACAGGCCCUAGAAUCUGCGUCAUCUGUACCGAUGCCUUUGAGGUCGGCGCCAUGACCAACUGUGGCCACCUAACAUGCAAAAAUUGUUUGAUGCUUUGGGUCAGUCAGCACCAUAACUGUCCUGUGUGUAAAACAAGGCUGCAUCCCAACAGCUUCCACGACAUUACCUACAAACCCGCUGAGAUAGCUGUGCAAGCCGAAUCUCCAUCGAGCUCUGCCUCGUCAUCCACAUCUUCGACUUUGGACCAUCAUCAUGACCAAUCGAUCUACUCCGAUAUCAGCACAGCAAUGUUGAACCAGAUCAAGAACAUUGACAUUCGAGGCCCUAGUUUUGGCAGCAAGAUCGAUUUCCUCUGUCGUCAUCUUCUGUGGCUUCGCGAGCACGACCCAGGCUCCAAAUCCAUCAUCUUCUCGCAAUAUCGCGAAUUUAUCGACGUACUCAGCCGGGCAUUUUCGUCGUACAAAAUUUCGUCAACCCGCAUUGAUGUGAAGAAUGGCACCGAAAAGUUCAAAUCUGAUCCGGCCAUUGAGUGUUUUCUGCUCCACGCGAAGGCGCACUCCGCGGGCUUGAAUCUUGUAGUUGCAAGCCAUGUCUUUCUCUGCGAACCACUCAUCAACACAGCCAUCGAGCUGCAAGCCAUUGCGCGAGUCCACCGUAUUGGGCAGCAUCGGCCGACGACGGUGUGGAUGUAUCUCAUUGCCGACACAGUCGAGGAAUCCAUUUACGACAUCAGUGUUACACGGCGGUUGGCGCACAUGAAAAGCAAUAGCAGCAAUGGCGGCAGCGGACAAAAGGGUAAAGGCAAGAGCGGCACAGGUGCAUCUUCAGCCUCUCAGUCGGGCACACACACCCCCACCACAAAUAACGCUCUGCAAGAGAAUGCAAUCGAUGCCGCCAAUUCCAUGGAAUUACAAGCCGCAGACCUCAGUCGCUUACUUGCUUCGGGCAAGUCGGGUGGGGAAAUGGUAGACAAGGAAGAUCUGUGGUCGUGUUUGUUCGGACAUGUCGGACGACGUGGGGAGGUGGGCCUGGACGCUUUGGCUGAGAAUCAGCCUGCAAACACGGAGGUGGGCAGAUUCUUGAGGGCAGAGGCAGCGGAAAGCAGGUUUGCAACAAGUUGA
Messenger RNA from Fonsecaea multimorphosa CBS 102226, 4266 nucleotides. RefSeq lists its product as uncharacterized. The record is from RefSeq and is a predicted model, not a curated record. Gene Ontology annotation, biological process: protein polyubiquitination; DNA damage response. NCBI's taxonomy places the organism in Eukaryota, Fungi, Ascomycota, Eurotiomycetes, Chaetothyriales, Herpotrichiellaceae. The transcript has a single exon. Gene Ontology annotation, molecular function: ATP binding; ATP-dependent chromatin remodeler activity; ubiquitin protein ligase activity. Gene Ontology annotation, cellular component: nucleus. Bases 1 to 4266 code for a protein of 1421 amino acids.